AAUGGGGAAAUGAGGGGAUGGAGGUUGGAUAUAACUCACAUGGGGAGGAAUGUUAGAAUAUAUGUACUGUGCAGCAGACAUACAUUUUAGGUUGAAAAGAGUGCCCCAGUCUGUGAAUAACAGGGUUGUGGAAAUUGUAAGGUACAAAGGUCUGGCCGGCUUAAAAAAAAUAUUUAAAAGUUUGCCAGUUGGACAACACACAGUUGUCUGUCUGUGUGCAUUCAUUGGGCGUGAGGGUGGUCGCAGCGCUUCACAACUAACGUAACGAGAUAUAAUAUUGUGACAUGUCUGCUUCGCGCAUAGGGCAAAUGUUGUCAUCCAAAAGUUUGCGCGUUAUAACCAGAGGAAAUUACCGUUUUUUCGGCAAUGGGGCACAAUACCCCGCCGGGCACCUCACCUCUGGUGUCCGCUCAGUGAUGAUCCCCUCUCCGCUGUCACCUUUCUCUUCCCAGAGUAGAGCACUUUCAGGAGUCAGUGAACCUCCGCGUGGACUUGUCCAAGAGAAAAUGACCGAGAAUGCAGUGUUCUCCCAGAACAAGGUUUUGACCAUCGACACCAUGAACCCCAAGGUGAAGAAUGUGGAGUAUGCCGUGCGCGGACCCAUUGUGCACCGCGCGGUGCAGAUCGAGAAGGAGCUGAGAGAGGGAGUGAAGAAGCCCUUCACUGAGGUCAUCAAGGCCAAUAUCGGUGACGCCCAUGCCAUGGGCCAGCAGCCAAUCACCUUCUUCCGCCAGGUCUUGGCACUCUGCUCCUAUCCGGAACUCUUGAAAGACAAUAUGUUUCCAGAGGAUGCCAAAAGCAGAGCGCGCCGCAUUCUGCAGGCUUGUGGAGGGAGUAGUUUGGGUGCGUACAGUGCCAGUCAGGGUAUAGACUGUGUGCGGCAGGACGUAGCUCGCUACAUCGAGCUUCGGGACGGGGGCGUGCCCUGUGACCCAGACAACGUCUACCUCACCACCGGCGCCAGUGACGGCAUCGUGACUAUGCUGAAGCUGUUGGUGUGUAGUGAGGGUGCGUCGAAGACAGGGGUGAUGAUCUCCAUCCCUCAGUACCCUCUGUACUCGGCUGCUCUGGCUGAGCUGGGCGCUGUGCAGGUCAACUACUACCUGAACGAGGAGAAGUGCUGGAGCAUGGACCUCAGUGAGCUGGAGCGCUCCCUAGCGGAGGCCAGGAAGCACUGCAACCCCAAAGUCCUCUGCAUCAUCAACCCUGGAAACCCCACUGGUCAGGUCCAGAGUAGACAGUGCAUUGAGGAUGUGAUCCGAUUCGCUGCUAAGGAGCAUCUCUUCCUGAUGGCUGAUGAGGUGUACCAGGAUAAUGUGUACGCGGAGGGUUGCCAGUUCCACUCCUUUAAGAAGGUGCUGUUUGAGUUGGGACCACAGUACUCGAACACUGUAGAACUGGUAUCUUUCCACUCCACCUCCAAGUGCUACAUGGGAGAGUGUGGUUUCCGUGGGGGUUACAUGGAGGUGAUCAACAUGGACCCAGAAGUGAAAGACCAGCUCACUAAGCUGGUGUCGGUCAGACUGUGUCCCCCUGUCCCUGGUCAGGCUCUAAUGGACCUGGUGGUCAACUCCCCACAGCCAGGAGAACCUUCCUAUACCACCUUCAUGAAGGAGGCUGAAACUUGGCCACAAGUGGAUCUUACAGCAAGACAAUAUCCCCAAGCACACAUUAAAAUCCACAAAUACAUUGUUAAUUGGACACAAAGUUUCCAUUUUGCAAAAGCCAUCUCAGUCUCCAGACUUGGAACCCAUUGAAAACCUGUGGUUUGAAUUGAAGAGGGCAGUCUAUAAUCGCAGACGAAGGAUAUCAAGGAUCUGGAAGGAUUCUGUAUGGGGGAAUGAGCUAAGAACAUUUUAGAAAAAGGCUCAGUGCUGUUAUCCUCGCAAGGUGAUGUAUUGGUAAUGUAUGAGAGUUCAUUUUUGAGGGGAAAAAAAACAUUACUUUAUGCUUUCUCUAGGCAAUUGUAUUUUUUUUGCGUACAAUAUACAGUACCAGUCAAAAAUUUGCACACACCUAGUCAUUCAAGGAUUUUGCUUUAUUUUUUAAAUAUUCUUUUUCUACAUUGUAGAAUAAUAGACAUCAAUACUAUGAAAUAACACAUAUCGAAUCAUGUAGUAACCCAAAAAGUGUUUAAUCUCAAAUAUAAAAUAUUGGGUCAUUGUUCUGUUGAAAAACAAAUGAUAGUCCCACUUAGCGCAAACCAGAUGGGAUGGCGUAUUGCUGCAGAAUGUUGUGGUAGCCAUGCUGGUUAAGUGUGCCUUGAAUUGGAAAUAAAUCACAGACAGUGUCACCAGCAAAGCAUCCCCACACCAUCACACCUCCUCCUCCAUGCUUCAUGGUGAGAACCACAUAUGCGGAGAUCAUCCAUUCACCUACUCUGCAUCUCACAAAGACACGACGGUUGGAACCAAAAAUCUCUCAUUUGGACUCAUCUGACCAAAGGACAGAUUUCCACCGGUCUAAUGUCCUUUGCUCGUGUUUCCCAAGAAAGUCUCUUCUUCUUACUGCUGUCCUUUAGUAGUGGUUUCUUUGCAGCAAUUCGACCAUGAAAACCUGAUUCACGCAGUCUCCUCUGAACAGUUGAUGUUGAGAUGUGUCUGUUACUUGAAAUCUGUGAAGCAUUUAUUUGGGCUGCAAUUUCUGAGGCUGGUAACUCUAAUAAACAAAUCCUCUGCAGCAGAGGUAACUCUGGGUCUUCCUUGCCUGUGGCGGUCCGCAUGAGAGCCAGUUUCAUCAUAGCGCUUGAUGGUUUUUGCGACUGCAUUUGAAGAAACUUUCAAAGUUCUUGUAAUGUUCCGGAUUGACUGACCUUCAUUGGGCUCCCGAGUGGUGCAGCGGUCUAAGGCACUGCAUCUCAGUGCAAGAGGCGUCACUACUGUACCUGGUUUGAAUCCAGGCUGUAUCACAUCCGGCCGUGAUUGGGAGUCCCAUAGGGCGGCGCACAAUUGGCCCAGUGUCGUCCAUGUUUGGGUGGAGUAGGCUGUCAUUGUAAAUAAGAAUUUGUUCUUAACUGACUUGCCUAGUUAAAGAAAGGUAAAGAAAUAAAAAAAAGGUCCUAAAGUAAUGAUGGACUUGCGUUUCUCUGUGCUUAUUUGAGCUGUUCUUGCAAUAAUAUGGACUUGGUCUUUUACCAAGUAGGGCUAUCUUCUGUAUACCACCCCUACCUUGUCACAAAACAAUUGAUUGGCUCAAAUGCAUUAAGAAGGAAAGAAAUUCCACAAAUCAACUUUUAACAAGGCACACCUGUUAAUUGAAAUACAUUCCAGGGUGACUACAUCAUGAAGCUGGUUUAAGAGAACGUCAAGAGUGUGCAAAGCUGUCAUCAAAGCGAAGGGUGGCUACUUUGAAGAAUCUCAAAUACAAAAUAUAUUUUGAUUUGUUUAACACUUUUUUGGUUACUACAUGAUUCCAUGUGUUAUUUCAUAGUGUUGAUGUGUUCACUAUAAUUCUACAAUGUAGAAAAUAGUACAAAUAAAGAAAAACCCUUGAAUGAGUAGGUGUGUUCAAACCUUUGACUAGUACUGUAGAUCAGUAUUUGACAGUAUAAAAUAAAUAAUUCAUUUUUGUUCAUCUUUGUGAAGGGUGUCAAUAAUUUCGGAUCUCACUGUAUGUGGCCCAUUCGCAAAAUCAAACACACACACACACACACACACACACACACGGUCUUCCCUGU
Molecule: messenger RNA, 3676 nt
Organism: Salvelinus fontinalis (brook trout)
Lineage: Eukaryota; Metazoa; Chordata; Actinopteri; Salmoniformes; Salmonidae
Product: alanine aminotransferase 2-like
Exons: 9
Coding region: 285-1757 (490 amino acids)
Biological process (GO): biosynthetic process
Molecular function (GO): L-alanine:2-oxoglutarate transaminase activity; pyridoxal phosphate binding
Source: RefSeq, a predicted model, not a curated record